UAAAAGCCAUAUCGGUAAUUGUCUAUAAUGUACCUGAAUGAUAACAGAUAUCGACAGUGAAACGGCGUCAGGCAAAAGGAAACGACGUCCCAUGUUGCAACGAAUUAUUUAAGGUGAUCAAAACAUUGCAUCAUGUCAGAAUUCGGUAGUGGCAAAUCGAAGAACAAGUACGAGAUAAACGAUAUUACAAAUGUGAAGUUUUCGAAAAAGAAUAGUGAUAAAAAUGGCGAUGCAGAUGAACCUAAGCCUGAAAAUGAUGUACCAAGUAUAUCGUUUAUCACAUUAUUCCGUUUCGCGUCCACCAGGGACAAGGUUUACAUAUUCUUCGGCAUAAUAUUUUCGAUGACAUGUGGAGCCAUGAUUCCCAUCAACACGCUGCUGUUUUCGUCGUUGCUACAGAGCAUGGUGAAUUUCGGGAUAUCGGUUAUUAUGGGACAGCCCGAAGGAGAUGAGUUUUUAGAUGCCGUUCGAAGAUUCGCCAUCCUGAACAGCGCUGUUGGCGGAGUGCUGAUCGUACUGUCCUAUGGCGCCACAGUUCUCAUGAACAUCUCAGCUUUUAAUCAGGUGUACAGAUUAAGACAAGAAUAUUUGAGAGCGGCGCUUAAUCAAGAUUUUGAAUAUUACGACACGCACCAGACCGGAGAUUUUGCCGCCAAAAUGAAUGGAGACGUCGUGAAUGUUGAAGACGGUAUUGGUGAGAAGCUGGGAACGUUUAUAUACUUCCAGUCGGCCUUCGUCAGUUCCAUAAUCAUGGCGCUGGUGAAAGGAUGGAAGCUGGCGUUGCUGUGUCUGAUCACAUUCCCGAUAACAUUGUUCCUAGUUGGAAUGGCUGGCUUGAUUGCGUCUAGGUUAUCAAAGAAAGAAACGAUAGCAGCAGGAAAAGCGGGUUCAAUAGCAGAAGAAGUCAUAUCAGCGAUAAGAACUGUUUAUGCGUUCAGUGGACAGCAAAAGGAAUUGCAAAGAUAUGAAACAUACUUAGGAGAAUCUAGGUCAAUUAACAUUAAGAAAGGUUUCUUCAACGGUUUAGCAAUGGGGGCAUUAUUUUUCUGCAUUUUCGGUUCCUAUGCGUUAUCCUUCUGGUUUGGGUAUAGACUAAUGGUUGAGGAACCCGAAACGUACGACGUGGACACCAUGAUUGCCGUUUUCUUUGGUGUAAUGAUGGGUUCAGCGAACUUUGGUAUAUCAUCAACUCUGAUGGAAGUGUUUGGUGUUGCUAAAGGCGCUGGUGCACAAAUCUUCAAUCUUAUCGACAACGUGCCCACAAUAAAUCCGAUACUCAACCGUGGGGUGACGCCGCCUGCUAUAGAGGGAAACAUCGAGUUGAAAGAUGUGAAGUUCUACUAUCCUUCAAGGCCGGAUGUUCCGGUAUUAAAAGGAGUCACUUUGAACGUUCAACGUGGACAAUCGGUGGCUUUGGUGGGUCAUUCCGGAUGCGGCAAGUCGACCAUUAUUCAGCUCAUUUCAAGAUACUAUGAUGUGGUGGAUGGAGGCGUUUUCAUCGACGGCAAUGACGUGAGAGGACUAUCAGUACGGUGGCUCCGGGAUCAGAUAGGUCUGGUGGGUCAAGAACCAGUGCUUUUUAACACCACAGUACGAGAGAACAUUCGGUAUGGACGACAGGAUGCUACCGAUGAGAACAUCGAACAAGUCGCCAAACAAGCGAAUGCACACGAGUUUAUUAUGAAACUGCCCUUGGGUUACGACACUUUGGUCGGUGAACGAGGAGCUUCUUUAUCGGGUGGACAAAAGCAACGCAUUGCAAUCGCGCGAGCUCUAGUACGGAACCCAAGGAUAUUGUUACUUGACGAAGCAACCAGUGCUCUAGAUACGGCAUCGGAAGCUAAAGUCCAGGCCGCUCUUGACAAGGCCCAAGAAGGCCGAACAACCGUAGUAGUAGCACACAGACUAUCUACUAUAAGAAAUGUAGACAAUAUUUACGUGUUUAAAUCUGGCAAUGUCGUUGAAAGUGGUAACCACGAGGAGCUAAUGAAGAAGAAAGGGCAUUACUAUGACAUGGUAAUGAUGCAAUAUUCGCCUGAAAUGAGCGAAACAGAUGAUGGGAAUAAAGUAGUUAGAACAACAUCGGUCACAAGCGAAAAAGACGAGGAUGAUAUCGUACCAACAAAAUUAGAGGAAACACCUGAAGCUAUUGCUCAAGAAGUUUCCUUCUUCAAUGUAAUCAAGCUGAACAAGCCAGAAUGGAAAUCCAUUACAGUUGCUAGUGCUUGCUCUAUUGUAAGUGGUUUUGCUAUGCCACUUCUUGGUCUCAUUUUGGGUGACUUUAUUGGGGUACUUUCUAAUCCAGACCCAGAUGCAGUUUUAGCUGAAGUACGCAGGUUCGCACUCAUUUUUGUUGGUAUUGGUGCACUUACCGGGAUAACACAAUUCAACGUGGUGUUUAUGUACGGUAUCGCUGGUGAAUACCUGACAGCGAGACUCAGGAAGUUGAUGUUUGAAAAAAUUCUACAACAAGAAAUCGGUUUCUUCGAUGACAAGAACAAUUCAACAGGGGCUCUGUGUGCACGACUAUCGGGAGAAGCCGCGGCUGUUCAAGGAGCAACUGGACAAAGAAUUGGAACAGUUCUACAAGCAAUAGGAACAUUCGCGUUUGCCUUAGGCGUGUCAUUGUAUUAUGAAUGGCGCCUGGGACUGGUAGCACUCACAUUCGUCCCACUCAUGGCAGCUAUCUUAUAUAAGCAAGGAAGGAUGGUCAGCGCCGAAUCCUUCGGUGCUGCUAAAACAAUGGAAAGUAGCUCGAAGGUAGCCGUAGAAGCAGUGGCUAAUGUUCGAACAGUAGCAUCUUUAGGACGGGAAGAAACGUUUUGCAACGAAUACGGUCGACUAUUGUUACCCGCAUUACUACUCGCUAAGAAAUCAGCCCAUUGGAGAGGCAUAGUUUUUGGCUGUUCAAGAGGACUUUUCAAUUUCGUGUAUGCUGCCACUUUGUACUAUGGUGGUACCUUGAUGGUGUACGAUGGAAUUGACUACGCCGUCAUAUUGAAAUCUGCCCAGACCCUUUUGAUGGGUUCGUCGUCUGCAGCACAGGCAUUUGCAUUUGCCCCCAACUUCCAAAAGGGAAUCAAAGCAGCAGGACGAGUUAUAGUAUUACUAAGCAGACAAUCGAAAAUUGCCGAUCCCGAUAAACCAGCAGUGGAGAAUUUCCGAGGUACUGGAGAAGCAAGUCUACAAAACAUCGAGUUUAAAUACCCAACAAGACCACUCAUAAAAGUUUUACAAAAUCUAAACUUGGAAAUAGAAAAGGGUAAAACUAUUGCUCUGGUUGGCACAAGCGGUUGCGGUAAAAGCACUAUUAUACAACUACUACAGAGAUACUAUGAUCCUGAUGGUGGUAUUGUGGCUCAAAACGGUAUACCACUACCAAAACUUCGCCUUGCCGAUGUUCGACAAACUAUCGGAUUCGUACAACAAGAACCGAUACUUUUCGAUCUUACGAUUGGUCAGAACAUUGCAUACGGUGAUAACUCGCGAAAACCAAACAUGGACGAAAUAAUGGAAGCUGCUAGACAAGCUAAUAUCCACAACUUUAUAGUUUCUCUACCUCAAGGUUACGACACAAACAUCGGCUCCAAAGGAACACAGUUAUCUGGUGGUCAAAAACAGAGGGUAGCCAUUGCAAGGGCAUUAAUACGACGACCUGUGAUGCUACUGUUGGACGAAGCGACCAGUGCUUUAGACACCGAAAGUGAAAAAGUAGUCCAAGAAGCUUUAGAUACAGCUAAGGCGGGCCGAACAUGCGUAAUGAUCGCUCAUAGGUUAAGCACAGUCCGCGACGCCGACAUUAUUUGCGUUCUGCGCGACGGUCGAGUUGCGGAGAGUGGCACACAUCAGCAGCUUAUGCAAGCCAAGGGACUCUACUACAACUUGAACAGAAGAGGUUACAGCUGAUACAAAUGUAGAUUAAAAGUGAGC
Aricia agestis (brown argus) is the source of this 3930-nucleotide messenger RNA. RefSeq names its product ATP-dependent translocase ABCB1 (gene Mdr50). The coding region runs from base 133 to 3906 and encodes 1257 amino acids. The record is from RefSeq and is a predicted model, not a curated record. Gene Ontology annotation, biological process: transmembrane transport. Gene Ontology annotation, cellular component: membrane. Gene Ontology annotation, molecular function: ATP binding; ATP hydrolysis activity; ABC-type transporter activity. The transcript is spliced from 23 exons. Lineage: Eukaryota; Metazoa; Arthropoda; Insecta; Lepidoptera; Lycaenidae.